Molecule: messenger RNA, 1657 nt
Organism: Megalobrama amblycephala (Wuchang bream)
Lineage: Eukaryota; Metazoa; Chordata; Actinopteri; Cypriniformes; Xenocyprididae
Gene: fgl1b
Product: fibrinogen like 1B
Source: RefSeq, a predicted model, not a curated record
UGCUUGACUCGCAGUUUUUCUGCUCUCUGAGCAGUCACAUAUUCCUCAAACAGUCUUUCUGUCUCAUGUCUCCAUGACUGUCUUUACGAGCAGUGACUGUCCCGUGAUUUUCUGCGAUAACAAAGGAAGGAGGUUCAAAGAUGCAGCAUCAUUCUGACCCAGAGAACAGACUAAUGUGGACCAUGCGGAACCAACAGCGCCUAUAAAUAUUAGAAAUGGAAGUCUGGAGGGCAUUUCAUUGACACAUAAUCUGGAAGAGGAGAGAACACCACGUUCUGUAUACAUUUAUAUUUAAUAAACUAAAAGAAUAUUAAUAGAUGAUCAUGCCACGGCUGGUUUUUAUCUUGGUGUUUCAAGCUCUUACAUCACUUCAAAUCACAGCAGAGGAAGAAUGCCAAAUAGCUGAGGUAUCAAAGCUCAAGGAAGAGAUUCGUACGCUGAAAAAUAAAUUGUUGAUUGGGGAAUGGAAAGUUAUGCAUCUGCGUGCUCACCGUCGGUUCAGGCUGGUUCCCAACCUGGAACUAUCACUGGAAGACAAGACCUCUGAAAACAACACUGAACCUUCACCAACCCUACCAAGUACUGGAGGCUCAUUAUUAGUUCAUGACAAAGAUUGUUCUGAGUUAUAUGACAGACUAAAACCAAGAAGUGGAUUCUACAGGAUUAAACCCAAACCGUCAUUUGAACCGUUCCUUGUGUACUGUGAUAUGGAUGAUGGUGGGUGGACUGUGAUUCAGAAACGGAUCAAUGGGAAAGUUGAUUUCGACAGAAAGUGGGAAGAUUAUAAAAAUGGAUUUGGUAAUUUCCAGUCAAGUAAAGAUGAAUUCUGGCUUGGCAAUGAUCAUAUUCAUGCCCUGCUCAGCGAUGGUGAACAUACGAUGAAAAUUGAACUGAUAGACUGGAAAGGAGGGAGAUCAUACGCCAUGUACGACAACUUCAGAGUAUCAGAUGAAAAAGAUAAAUAUAGGCUGCACUAUGGGAUGUACAGUGGUCAGGCAGGAGAUGCCCUGUCUGGAGGAGCCAAUAUGGUGGAGCAAUGGUCAGCCUCUCAUAAUGGCAUGCAAUUCAGCACCCGGGACCAAGAUCACGAUCGCUACCUGCAGGGAAGCUGUGCUGUUGAGAACAGGGGAGGCUGGUGGUAUAACAGGUGUCAUGCUGCCAAUCUUAAUGGGAAGUUUUACAGAGGUGGAGAAUACAAAGCCAAAUAUGAUAAUGGUGUGGUUUGGGGCACAUGGAGAGGACUGUGGUACUCUCUCAGACACACAGCCAUGAAGGUCCGACCCAGCUCCUACAUGGACAAUGUAGGGAGUGGAGGAGGACCCAUUGAGUAGCAAGGUGGCUGAACACUCUCAUCAUGCACAUUUGUGUGUUUUACAGUGUAUUAACUAUAAGAUUUAAUGUAGUUUAUUAAACUUUUCUGUCAACCACGGGACUGCCAUAAAGCAAGAAAGGAUCUCAUUGGGACAAAGGAAGUAACUGAUCUCGGUCGAUUCAAUGAGUACAUUGGCUUAUCUUUACAAAAUAUUGUGAUUAUGAUAUGAUAUUAAUCAAAAUACUAUAUUAUUCUGUGUAAAACGGUAAAUAUAAUCAUGCAUGCAUUCAUAUAACACUCCUGGUACAAAAUAUCUGUACCAUAAUAAAGAAGCAUCUAAACAUA